Molecule: messenger RNA, 26879 nt
Organism: Coregonus sp. 'balchen'
Lineage: Eukaryota; Metazoa; Chordata; Actinopteri; Salmoniformes; Salmonidae
Source: the annotation of a GenBank genome assembly
AUGGAUGUGUUUGGCGGUGCACCGCGUUUCCUGGCCUACCCUCGCCCCGUAGUAGUGCAGAGUGGCACUGACGCCGUCCUGAAGUGUCAGAUUGGCGGGGACCCCAGGCCAGCGGUCAUCUGGGAGCGAAACAACGAACAGAUCCACCCAGAGGAUCGCUAUCGUCUCUUCGAGGAUGGAAAUGUCUACAAUCUCAUCAUUUCAUCGGUGACCACAGAGGAUAGCGGCCAGUAUACAUGCAAGGCCAAGAACAGCAUCGGGGAAACGUAUGCCGCGGCCACCCUGAAGGUGGAGGGCGAGGCCCAAGAGAUGGAGCUCCGGGAGGAGAACAAGCCUCGUUUCCUGAUCAAGCCCCUCUCCACCCGGGUGGGCCGCGGCGAAGACGCCGUCUUCUCCUGUAAGCUGUGGGGAAACCCGCGACCAGAGGUGGUCUGGGAAAAGGACGGGAGGAAACUCAACGAGAUCUUUGAGAGUACACAUUUCAAUGUGGGCUACCAGGACGGGGGAUGGUUCCAGCUUAAGAUCUUCAAGACUCGUGCACCCGACGGCGGAGUGUACACAUGCAAGGCCAGAAACGAGUUUGGAGAGGGGCUGGCUGGAGCCGUGUUGCUCGUCGAUGCAGGCCCGGGUCACGAGGAAGAGGGAAACCGCAACGGUUACACCAACGGCCACUGGAAAGGCCAUCAAGGCAAACAGAGGAGUGGUAGGCAAGUGACCACGCGGCUUAAAGAUGACCGAGUGACCAACCAAGCCAAGCAAGUGAAAAUGUUUGCCGUGACAGAGGGCAAGCACGCCAAAUUCCGCUGCUUUGUGACUGGGAAGCCCAAACCGGAAAUAAUAUGGAGGAAAGACGGCAGGCUGAUCAUGUCCGGAAGACGGUACCUGUUGUAUGAAGACAGAGAGGGUUACUUCACACUUAAAGUGCUGUACUGUAAGCAACAGGACAACGGGGUUUAUGUUUGCGCUGCAUCCAACACUGCAGGACAAACCCUCAGUGCUGUACAUCUCUCUGUGAAAGGUAAGUCAAACUGGUAUUUGUCCAUUGCUACAGAGUUGGCUGUUAACAGACUUCAGCAGAGAACUAGAAUGACUUUCAUGGAACAAUAUAACAUGUAUAAAACAUAACGCCAUCCAGGUGUGUACAUCUCCCCUUGACUUAAUACCAUAUAUAAGCCUUUUAACAGGUAAUCAGCAUUGCUAAAUGAAUACGCUAACAAGCCAAUUAGCUGCAUAUGACCAGUGUAAUCAGUAGCCAAAUCAUUUGGCUCCUGCAAAGCAAUUCAAACCCUGAUUCACCAGAGGAUUAAAGAUACGUCUUAAUUAUCUGAAACUUGACCAGAGAUAUUUCAAAAUACCUGACCUGGCCAAGCUCAUCGACAUGGAGUGGAUUCCAACCGGUCCAAUGUCUGCAAAGUCACUUAGGUUUUCAAAGAUGGGGGGGGGGGGGGGGGUCCAUGUGAUCGAAGUCUCUAGAGGUGGGAUCAUGUUUCGCACAUGGCGCAGAGAACAGCACUGGUAGCAACAUUGUAUUGGAGCUAGGGCAGGCUGGAAAGCAACAUUGUGUUAGAGCUAUGGCAGGCUAGAAAGAAUAUAACAUGUCUUUAUGUUUACACUAUGCUAUCCUGGUAAUGCAGAUGAGAGUAGAGGUUUAAAUAGGUGAAUUUGUUGAAAGUGUUUCCUCAAUUAUUGGAUCAUCAAGCUCUUUGUGGGUAGGAUAAGUAUAUAGUCAGCUAAAUACACAAAGAGCAGUUCAGAUUCUUUCGUUUAUAACUGGUACUGUCUGAUGGUGUCAGUUACAAACAGUUUAUUUCCUGUCCAACGCCCCAAUGUGUUAAUGGUCUUUCCAUACCAACUAAAUGAAGCCACUUCUCUCAUAUGAUUCUGCUUAACUUGUUUGCUAUAUUGGUAUUUACUAUGAAAUAUAUUUCAAUUUCCAAAUUAUAACAUUGUUUUAGACAAAGUGCAGUUAUCAGCUAUUUUUUGAAUUUCACAUGGGACAGUAUUUACACGACCAGUAGUGAGUGUUAUCUGAAUUGAACAGGAGUUAUUCCUAGUGUAAACUAGCACUGUAUAAAGUAGCAUCUCUAGCAUGUUUUAAAACUGCAAUUCAAAGAUUUAAAGCAAUAGAAUAAAUACAAUAAAUACAAAUGAACAUAAUUUUCUAUAGUCAAGACAGUUUUGGGGUAACGUCUAAAACACCAAAUUAUAGUGCAAUAAAGUGACAUCAAAAAAUAACUAGCCUCGCUAGGUCAGUAGACUUUGUUCUGUGUCAGGGCUACCUCUUUAAAAUGUUACACUACUGUAUGAGCUUUGAGGCCAAUUGUUCACAGACAUCUCUGAUAAAAGGAACAUAUGAGUUCCUUAUAUGAGUCAUUUUGUCUUUUACCAUGUCCUUUGAAUGAGUCCUACGUAGGUGGCCAUUAACCCCUUUAAUGGUAUCCCUCCGUCUCCUUAAUGUCAGAGCCGCCUGUGCGGUUUAAGCAGCCCCUCAUUGAUCUGGAGGUGUGGGAACGGGACCUGGCUGUUCUGGAGUGUGAGGUUCCUGAGGACUCUGUUCCCAUCACAUGGUAUUUGGAGGACAGGCGGCUACAGCCAGGGGCCAAAUAUGGGAUGGAAGAGUGGGGAACAAAACGACGACUCACUAUUCGUGACAUCGGAGUCGACGAUGAUGGGAUUUAUCUUUGCGAGAUGGCGGAUGGGGGGAGGAGCAUUGCUGAGGUGGCAGUUAAAGGUAAAUACUGUACAUCUACUGUGUUUAUAUGUACCACACACAGUAUCUGGACUGAUACACACAGAAAGCCAUCGUUAGCAUGACAUGGUUGGGGUGAAUUUAGGAAAUUAAUGUAAGAUCAGGUUGAAUUGAAUGAACAAAUAUGGCACACCUACAGUUUGACAUCACAACACAGUACAACGCGCCCAUUUCUCAGCGCAGUUUUUUUUCUCACAGCUAUUGAUGUCCUUACAAUUUACUCUGUCCCCUUGUAGGCACAAUCAUGCGUAAACUUCCACGUAAGGUGGAUGUUUUGGAGGGGGAAAAUGCUGCCUUCUGUGUUGAAGUGGAGGAGGAGGAAAUGGACAUACACUGGUAUAAAGAGGGGACGGAGCUGCGUGAGACUCAUCAGACAAUCCUGAAGUCCUUUGGAAAAACUCACAUUCUAGUUUUUGUCAACACAACGCCCCAGGAUUCUGGCCUAGUGACCUUCUUUGUGGGAAGAUCCAAGACUUCCUCUCAGCUGAGGGUAAAAGGUAAAAUACUUGUAGCAUCUGUAAGGUCUGAAGUUUGGGAUUAGAUUUUGUAGGUGGUGAAUUUGUCAGACAAAUGGGAUAGAAAUUGUGUUCCUAAAGUGGUCAAGCCUAAUUCCACUGAAUUUAUACCCAAAUUUCACCAAUAUUGAUCUAUAUCCAAAAAAACAUGGGCUAGCGUUUCAUACAUGACUUACUGUAUAUACAGUUGAAGUCGGAAGUUUACAUACACCUUAGCCAAAUACAUUUAAACUCAGUUUUUCUCAAUUCCUGACAUUUAAUCCUAGUAAAAAUUCCUUGUUUUAGGUCAGUUAGGAUCACCACUUUAUUUUAAGAAUGUGAAAUGUCAGAAUAAUAGUAGAGAGAAUGAUUUAUUUCAGCUUUUAUUUGUUUCAACACAUUUCCAGUGGGUCAGAAGAUUACAUACACUCAAUUAGUAUUUGGUAGCAUUGCCUUUAAAAUGUUUAACUUGAGUCAAACAUUUCGGGUAGCCUUCCACAAGCUUCCCACAAUAAGUUGGGUGAAUUUGUGGCCCAUUCCUCCUGACAGGUUUGUAGGCCUCCUUGCUCGCACACGCUUUUUCAGUUCUGCCCACAAAUGUUCUAUAGGAUUGAGGUCAGGGCUUUGUGAUGGCACUCCAAUACCUUGACUUUGUUGUCCUUAAGCUAUUUUGCCACAACUUUGGAAGUAUGCUUGGGGUCAUUGUCCAUUUGGAAGACCCAUUUGCGACCAAGCUUUAACUUCCUGACUGAUGUCUUGAGAUGUUGCUUCAAUAUAUCCACAUAAUCUUCCUUCCUCAUGAUGCCAUCUACAGUGGGGAAAAUAAGUAUUUAGUCAGCCACCAAUUGUGCAAGUUCUCCCACUUAAAAAGAUGAGAGAGGCCUGUAAUUUUCAUCAUAGGUACACGUCAACUAUGACAGACAAAUUGAGGAAAAAAAUCCAGAAAAUCACAUUGUAGGAUUUUUUAUGAAUUUAUUUGCAAAUUAUGGUGGAAAAUAAGUAUUUGGUCACUUACAAACAAGCAAGAUUUCUGGCUCUCACAGACCUGUAACUUCUUCUUUAAGAGGCUCCUCUGUCCUCCACUCGUUACCUGUAUUAAUGGCACCUGUUUGAACUUGUUAUCAGUAUAAAAGACACCUGUCCACAACCUCAAACAGUCACACUCCAAACUCCACUAUGGCCAAGACCAAAGAGCUGUCAAAGGACACCAGAAACAAAAUUGUAGACCUGCACCAGGCUGGGAAGACUGAAUCUGCAAUAGGUAAGCAGCUUGGUUUGAAGAAAUCAACUGUGGGAGCAAUUAUUAGGAAAUGGACGACAUACAAGACCACUGAUAAUCUCCCUCGAUCUGGGGCUCCACGCAAGAUCUCACUCCGUUGGGUCAAAAUGAUCACAAGAACGGUGAGCAAAAAUCCCAGAACCACACGGGGGGAUCUAGUGAAUGACCUGCAGAGAGCUGGGACCAAAGUAACAAAGCCUACCAUCAGUAACACACUACGCCGCCAGGGACUCAAAUCCUGCAGUGCAAGACGUGUCCCCCUGCUUAAGCCAGUACAUGUCCAGGCCCGUCUGAAGUUUGCUAGAGUGCAUUUGGAUGAUCCAGAAGAGGAUUGGGAGAAUGUCAUAUGGUCAGAUGAAACCAAAAUAGAACUUUUUGGUAAAAACUCAACUCGUCGUGUUUGGAGGACAAAGAAUGCUGAGUUGCAUUCAAAGAACACCAUACCUACUGUGAAGCAUGGGGGUGGAAACAUCAUGCUUUGGGGCUGUUCUUCUGCAAAGGGACCAGGACGACUGAUCCGUGUAAAGGAAAGAAUGAAUGGGGCCAUGUAUCGUGAGAUUUUGAGUGAAAACCUCCUUUCAUCAGCAAGGGCAUUGAAGAUGAAACGUGGCUGGGUCUUUCAGCAUGACAAUGAUCCCAAACACACCGCCCGGGCAACGAAGGAGUGGCUUCGUAAGAAGCAUUUCAAGGUCCUGGAGUGGCCUAGCCAGUCUCCAGAUCUCAACCCCAUAGAAAAUCUUUGGAGGGAGUUGAAAGUCCGUAUUGCCCAGCGACAGCCCCAAAACAUCACUGCUCUAGAGGAGAUCUGCAUGGAGGAAUGGGCCAAAAUACCAGCAACAGUGUGUGAAAACAUUGUGAAGACUUACAGAAAACGUUUGACCUGUGUCAUUGCCAACAAAGGGUAUAUAACAAAGUAUUGAGAAACUUUUGUUAUUGACCAAAUACUUAUUUUCCACCAUAAUUUGCAAAUAAAUUCAUUAAAAAUCCUACAAUGUUAUUUUCUGGAUUUUUUUUCCUCAUUUUGUCUGUCAUAGUUGACGUGUACCUAUGAUGAAAAUUACAGGCCUCUCUCAUCUUUUUAAGUGGGAGAACUUGCACAAUUGGUGGCUGACUAAAUACUUUUUUCCAGUGGACAUUUCUCCAAAAGGAGAACAUUUCUCCAAAAAGUACGAUCUUUGUUCCCAUGUGCAGUUGCAAACCGUAGUCUGGCUUUUUUAUGGCGGUUUUGGAGCAGUGGCUUCUUCCUUGCUGAGCGGCCUUUCAUAUUAUGUCGAUAUAGGACUCAUUUUACAGUGGAUAUAGAUACUUUUGUACCUGUUUCCUCCAGCAUCUUCACAAGGUCCUUUGAUGUUGUUCUGGGAUUGAUUUGCACUUUUCGCACCAAAGUACGUUCAUCUCUAGGAGACAGAACGCGUCUCCUUCCUGAGCGGUAUGACGGCUGCGUGGUCCCAUGGUGUUUAUACUUGCGUACUAUUGUUUGUACAGAUGAACGUGGUACCUUCAGGCGUUUGGAAAUUGCUCCCAAGGAUGAACCAGACUUGUGGAGGUCUAGCUUUUCUGAGUUCUUGGCUGAUUUCUUUUGAUUUUCCCAUGAUGUCAAGCAAAGAGGCACUGAGUUUGAAGUUAGGCCUUGAAAUACAUCCACAGGUACACCUCCAAUUGACUCAAAUGAUGUCAAUUAGCCUAUCAUAAGCUUUUAAAGCCAUGACAUCAUUUUCUGGAAAUGUCCAAGUUGUUUAAAGGCACCGUCAACUUAGUGUAUGUACAUUUCUGACCCACUGGAAUUGUGAUACGUGAAAUAAUAUGUCUGUAAACAAUUGUUGGAAAAAUUACUUUUGUCAUGCACAAAGUAGAUGUCCUAACCGACUUGCCAAAACUAUAGUUUGUUAACAAGAAAUUUGUGGAGUGGUUGAAAAACGGGUUUUAAUGACUCCAACCUAAGUGCAUGUAAACUUCCGACUUCAACUGUAGUACAUUCUGCUUCCAGCGGCCAGGCAUAGCCCACCCAGCUGUCCAGUGGGUGUGCAGAUCAACACAGAGCGUGCCAACGCUGCCCUCCUCUCCUGGGUUCCGGCGCAGGACACCCGGAAGAACCCCCCAUCAGGUUACGUGUUGGAGAGGCAAGAGGUGGGCACCGGCUCCCAGGAGUGGCUGCAGUGCUUGACAACCGACUCGGCCACCUCAGUGGAAAUUCUUGGCGACAGCGUUCCCUGCGAGGCAGAUUAUCGCUUUCGCAUAUGCAGUGUCAACAAGUAUGGCAGGAGCAACAAUGUGGAAUUCCCAAGGGCAGUUCACCUGGGUAAGCAGAAGCCCUUCCAACUGUAAAUCUGCUACAUAUACCUUUCGAUUGGCACAUUAGAGUCAAGCUGGAUUCAAGUACUAAGUGUAAAGUGGUUAUCCCACUGGCUAUAGGGUGAAUGCACCAAUUUGUAAGUCGCUCUGGAUAAGAGCGUCUGCUAAAUGACGUAAAUGUGCCCUUGAGCAAGGCACUUAACCCUAAUUGCUCCUGUAAGUCGCUCUGGAUAAGAGCGUCUGCUAAAUGACUAAAAUGUAAAAUGUAAAAUGUAAGCCAAACUUGACUAGAUGGCAAAACUUGAUUUGUAUUUCCAUUGCUACUAGAAUGUUUUUUUUUUUUGCAUUGCUAGCUAGCUAAUGUAACACUUUAGCUAGCUAGGUAUGCUAAUGUUGAUGGUGUAACUAGAUUGCCAUUGCUAGACAACUAGCUAGAGCUAGUGUGAUGUCUGUCAAAAGAAUUCACUGUCGUAACUACUCUCAUUCUGCUAGCUAGCCAAAUGUUUAGCUAGCUAAACAUUGGUUAGCAUUAUCAUCUGCUAGCAUAACAUUAAGCUAGUAUUGUACUAGCUAACUAGCAUUCAAUUGCCUUAACAUGCUAGCCAUUCAGCAACUAGCUAAUGAUCCAAACCUGAUCCCUAAAAGCUAGCUAGCUACUCUGACUUCAAAUGACUGAACUGUGAGCUAGUUUGAAUUCUGUGCUCAACAAACACCAUUAGAACAAGUGGAGACAAUCAGAAAUCAAGCCAGCUUGAAUGUGGCACAACUCUUAAAUGCUAACUGAAACAAAAUCAUAGAGAUACAUAACAUUAUAACUCUUUUGAAACCUGCUUUGCAUAAGGUGUUACCGAAUUUGAGUUUGAAGGAGAAUGCAGAGCGUAAUUGAGGUGUAAUAUUGCUAUGUUUUUCAGUCCCUGUGACCAGAAUACAAGCCCCCCUACAGGAUGCCUUGGUGCCAGAAGGCCAGGAUGCCUGCUUCUCAAUUGAGCUCACUGCCUCAGUUAUUGGCUCAUGGUUCUUGAAUGGCACUCAGCUUCUGGAGGACGACCGUUACUCCAUGCGGCGGUCUCGAACGCACCAAUCACUACGCAUACGAGGUGUACGAGAUACAGACAACGGGGCUGAGAUCACAUUCAUUGCCUAUGGAAUACGAGAUUCAGCAGCACUCUAUAUUCAAGGUACAUACUAAUUACUUCCAAAAAUUAUAGGUGUAUGAGAAAAAUUUCCUUUCUUACUGUAUUAUAGUAAGGCAAUUGAAUUUUGGUCAAAGCACUAUAAUUGUAAAGAGAAAAAUGCUCAUGAUUUUUCUGAAAUUUGCAGCUCCUCUAGUGAAGUUCACACCACUGUCAGAGAUGGAUCGUAAUAAAUUUGUUGAACUUGGCAACCCCAUUGUACUCUACUGCGAGUUGUCAGAUCCCGCAGUCCCAGUACACUGGUACAAGAAUGGGGUGGAGGUACACACAGUCGAGGGUCUUCACAUUCAGUCAGAAGGCACAAUGAGGAGAAUUGUCAUCCAAUCGUCAGAGUUCUCCCAUUCCGGAGUGUAUUGCUGUGAUGCCAUUGAUGAUGUCAUAAGGUUCAACGUGGAAGUUGAGGGUGAGUGGCAAGUGGUUUCUGUUAAACUCAUUUUUUCUGGCAAGGUUACUAACACAUUUUCUUGUGAUCUUCUGACCUGAUAGACAUCUGUUCCACAAGUUUGUAUUAAGUUUGAUGAUUGCACUUGAACAUCACAAAUCAAACAUAAUAUGAAAGUAACACACAGACAUAAAAAACCAUCAUAACAUCUAAACACCCAUAGCUCCACCUGUGAGGUUUUCAGCACUUCCAGAAGCUGAGAGGAACAAGUCCAUUGAAGCAGGCUGCCCCAUUGUACUACAAUGUGAGCUCUCAGAUCCAACUGCCCAGGUGUACUGGUACAAGGAUGGAACAAAGCUCCUACCUCAAAGUGGAAUAGAAAUCCAGUCAGAUGGCAUCACAAGGACACUAGUUGUCCAGUUAGCAGAGAUAUUCCACUCUGGGUCGUACAGCUGCAAGACAAAGGGUGAUACCAUCAAGUUCAAUGUGGACAUCAAAGGUGAAAAAGUUUUAUUUUGGGCUCUACGGAAAAUUAACAAGCUCCCUCUUAGCAAAGCUACUAAUGAUGGUCUUGUACUGUAUGUUUUCUGUCACUCUUUUUCUUGCUGCCUAUUAACAAUGCAGCUUUAUGAUCAUCCCUUCUUUUAUUACAAUACAAUGCUUAACCUGCUUGAUCUUCGAUUAUAGGUUAAAAAAACUGCCAUUUUAAACUGACAAAACCGAAUUUGAAGUCAUGAAAUCAUGAUUUGUCUAAUCAAACCAACAAUAUCAUGAUUUCUCUAAUCAAACCAACAAUGUAAUUAUGGAUUACCAUAAUCUAAGACUUAAACAUAUCUUUAGCUCCGCCUGUGAGGUUCUCAGCACUUCCAGAAGCUGAGAGGAACAAGUCCAUUGAAGCAGGCUGCCCCAUUGUACUGAAAUGUGAGCUCUCAGAUCCAACUGCCCAGGUCUACUGGUACAAGGAUGGAACACAGCUCUUUUCAAACCAUGAACUAGACAUCCAAUCAGAAGGCAACAUGAGGAUGUUGGUUGUUCAAUCAGCAGAACUGACUCACUCUAGCACUUACAGUUGUACCACAGUGGAUGAUACCAUGGAGUUCCAUGUGGAUAUCAAAGGUGAUUUUGCCCUUUCUGCCUUUGCUUUACAUCCUAUAACAGUCGGUCGUGUCUUUUUAAAAAUGCGACUAAUAAUCCCUGCCUUCUUUGUGUUCAUGAACAAAUAACUUUACAGAACAGUAUACUGCAUAUAGCCUUGCUACCUGUGCUCGAUUGAUUUGCAAUGCUGUGGCUAGCUAUUUACACAUACUUGAUGAUCACUUUACUCAUUUUACUCUUUCAAAUAAUUUGAAGCCACAUAAAAGUGUAUAUACUGUAUGGCAUACAUUUAAAUAUUUAUCUCUAUAAUAUGGGUAUUUCCUUAAUCCUCAUUGCUAGCUGUGCCAGUGACGUUCUCAGCUAUCUUUGACGUUGAGAAGACCAAGUUGGUUGAAGCAGGCUGCCCUUUUGAACUGCAAUGUGAGGUUACAGAUCCCACUGCCCAGGUCUACUGGUGCAAGGAUGGGGAAAAGCUCCUCCCACAGACUGGAAUGGACAUCCAAUCUAAUGGCACCAUGAGGAGGCUCAUUGUCCAAUCAGCAGAGGUCUUUCACUCAGGGCUGUACAACUGUGAAACUUCUGACGACACUCUCCAGUUUACUGUGGAUAUCAAAGGUGAUUUGUGGCUUUUUGGUUCAAAUCUCAUACAGAGUAACCCUAGACAGUUUUGUGGAGAUUAGAUGCAACUAACGUUGGUGGCUAUUUGUGUUGUCUGUCUCUAAGUGGUGUUUGUGGGGACUUACUUCUUCUUCUUAAGUUAAUUGAAACACUUGCUUUUCAUCUCAUUAAAUAAGGAAAUAUUUGUUGUUUGUUUACUGUUUGAAGUAAUAGGUUUGCCUCUUUGAAACUGGUUUGAGAAAUGACAGAUUAGUCACUUUGGGGAAGCUUUACUGUAAGCCCCCUCCCUCCCCCAAAAUAUUGUUAUCUGCUGUAAAUUCCACAAUUUUAACAUGGAUAAUCAUCUUUAGCUCCACCAGUGAAGUUCUUACCUUCACCAGAGGUUGUGAAGAGCCAGUCGCUUGAAGCAACCUGCCCCAUUGAACUACCCUGUGAGAUUUCAGACCCCAUUGCCCAGGUGUCACGGCAGAAGGACAAAGUAGAGCUCAUCUCUGACACUGGACCUCAUUUCAAAAUGGAGGGCAUCAGGAGGAACCUGGUUGUCGAACCGGCACACCCCUCCAACUCUGGGGCGUAUUAUUGUGCGACAGCGGAAGAUGUUGCCCCAUUAAUUGUACAGAACCAAGGUGAUUUCUGUCAAAUGUUUGUUUUUCUGAUGUUUCAGUUGCGACUAACUCACUUUCUGUAGCUUUUGGAUUAAUUGUCUUCUUACAUGUUCUGAGCUAAUACUUAAAAAGCUAGAUGCUUUAUUGUUGAUAUUGCCUCUUUACAUUAGCCAUUUUAUAACCACUCAAAAUAAUUCACACUGAAUUAUCCCCUCAAUGAUUACCUAUAGCUCCACCCAUGACAUACUUGGUUGCUCCUGAAGUUGAGAAGAACAAGUCCAUAGAAGCGGGCCUCUCAAUUGUACAACAAUUUGAGAUUUCAGACCCCAUUGCCCAGGUCUGCUGGCACAAAGAUGGAACACAGAUCUACCCACAUAGUGGACUUGACAGACAAUCAAAGGGCAGCAUAAGGACUUUGUUCAUCCAACCAGAUGACAUGUCCUGUGGUGGGAGGUUUGACUGCCAAACAACUGGCAAUACCACACAAUUUAAUGUGGACAUCAAAGGUGGUGCUCCACAUACACCCUUUUCUACUCCAUAUCAAAAUCUGACAGAAGCAUUUACAUGGUUGAAGCUAUCAUCCAGCUUACUGUUUUCUCUGUGGCUUUGUUCAAACAGCAGAGCUGUCUCACCCUGGCAGUGAGAAUGGUGAGAUAUCUGAUGAGUCUUCCCAAUACACUAUGGAUAUUAAAGGUGAUAUAAUGCUAUUUCAAAAUUAGCACACUCCAUUUUAACCCAGCAUAUACAUGCCACUAAUAAUAGUGGUGUAUUAGCUAGUGUAUUCCAUCCUUCAAAGCAUAUAAAGACAGUAGUUUAAAUGUUUUUUUUUUUGUGAUCCUAUCACCCCUCAAUCUCAUCUGAUUCCCUGCUAUUUUGGCUUUUAAUCAAACAUCUGAAUGGUCUGUGAGCGGCUGAAUUUCUUCAUACUAAUUCCUGUUAAUUGUUAAGUAUGUCAUAUCGUCAUUCUUCAUUCUUAACAGAGUCAAACAACAAUGACGCUUCUAACAAGCAGCUUUGCCGUUCUUGAAGCCCAUCUUAUGUCUUGCUCAUCAUCCAAUCUUCAUGUUCCCUUCGCUGCCCAGAAUCUGUCCCUGUUGCAAUGAGCUCUUAUCACAAAAUGUGAAAAUGUAUGUAUGAGUGGCUAAACAGAAAUGAGUGAUGUCGUGAACCGAGUUCUUACCUGACAGUGUUAGGAAAUGUACUGUUAGGUCUUAUUUACCUUGUCUUUAGACCAGCUCUUAAUCUGGUCGCCUCUCUUAAUUGUUAACCUUUGCCAUCGGUUUUCUCUUAACUCUUCCAUGCUAACACACAAUGAUGUGUAGUACCUUUAGAAAAUGAUUUUUAGAUAAGAGAAGGCACACAGAACAUCAAUUGAAAACCUUUCUCUGUGUGCACCACAAUGCAUAUAGCUGCACCUGUGAGGGUCUCAGCUGACCAAGAGAUUGAGAAGAACAGGUCCAUUGAAGAGGUCUGCCCCGUUGAGGUUCACUGUGAGCCCUUAGACUCUACUUCCCAGAUCCUCCACUACAAGGACGGCCAACAUCUUCAAACAUAUGACAUAUAUUCAAUGGAGAUGCGAAGUCUCCAAUCUGUGGAGCACUAUUCCAUAGAGACACCAACUGUCCAAUCAGCAGAACACUAUUCAAUGGAGACAGCAACUCUCCAGUCACCAGAGCUCUAUGGCUCCAAGGAGACAGCAACCUUCCAAUCAGCAGAGCAGACACCAACUAUCCAAUCAGCAGACCUCUAUGUCUCUAUGUCUACACAAACUCUCCAAUCAGCAGAGCUCUAUGGCUCCAUACAGACACCAACUGUUCAAUCAGCAGAGCUGUAUGGCUCCAUGCAGACACCAACUGUCCAAUCAGCAGAGCUCUAUGGCACCAUGCAUACACCAACUCACCAAUCAGCAGAGGUCUGUGGCUCCAUGCAGACACUAACUCUCCAGUCUGCAGAGCUCUAUGGUUCUAUGCAGACACCAACUCACCAAUCAAUAGAGGUCUGUAGUUCCAUGCAAACACCAACUUUCCAUUCACCAGAGGUGUGUGGCUCAAUACAGACACCAACUCUCCAAUCAGCAGAGCUCUGUUCCUCAAUGAAGACACCAACUCUCCAAUCAGCAGAGCGCUAUACCUCCAUGAAGACACCAACUCUCCAAUCAGCAGAGCUCUAUCAAUUAGGAGAAUGUGACAGUCACUUGGAUAACGAUGACAUUGCAUUUAAGGUGGAUGUUGAAGGUGAUUAAAUAUCGUUAGCUUUAUCAAACGAAAAAACUGACGGGCACAAUGUUGACAUCGUGUAAAAAUCAACUGAUUGCUAUAAGUAAUAUUUUACAUUUGACAAUUGCUCAUACUAAAAUAAUACAGAAAAUUAGUAAUUGUGAUAAUUUGAGCUUGGGUGGUUUAUAACGAUUUGUCUUAUUAUGUAUAUAUAUAUAUAUAUAUAUAUACAUUCAAAGUCACAUUAACUUGUAUGCAUAGGUCUCUCAGUCUAACCAAAAAUAUCCUCCCCUUAAAUUGUAUAUAUCAAGUCUAAUAAAACAGUUAUGUAAUACUUAUAUGGCAAACGUUACAGAAUUAGUGAUAUUUGCUUAUUAAUUUGAGAUUCUUGAGAGGUAUUGGCAUGACUAAUCUCUAUAGUGAUAUUUGCUCUUACGAUACUGGAGCCAUUUUAUUGUAGCAAAUAUUUCUUAAUGGUGAUGCUAUUCUCUCUUAAUACUACUUCACACACCCCCAGCACCUCCUGUGAGGAUCACAACACCUUGUGAAGCUGAGAGGAACAAGUCCGUUGCAGCAGGCAGUCCCAUUGCGCUGCAUUGUGAGAUAUCAGACCCCAAUGCACAUGUUUUCUGGUACAAGGACGGAACACUGCUAUAUGAAGAGAAUGGACUACAAAUGCAAUCGAAAGGUUCCAUAAGGACAUUGGCUGUGGAAUCUGCAAGGCUGUCUGAUGCAGGGAGCUACAGCUGUAAGACAACAGAUGAUGCAAUGCAGUUUCAUGUGGAUGUGAAAGGUGAUAAUUUUAUCAGUUUUUUUGGACUGCUUAAUCAUUUACUAAUGAAAGGAUACAGUAAUUUGACCUUUAGAGAUGCGUUAGGUCCAAAGCUAAUGGCUAGGCUUUAGUUUAUCCCUGUGGUGUGCAAGAGACCUGGAAUCGGUCACUACAGUGACAUAUGAAAUCAUCUUCCUCAAUUGACUUCACGAAGGCCUUGACAUAUAAAGUAAAUGGACAGAGGUAAACGUAUGUAGAGAAGCACCAUUUCAGACCUCAAAUUGUAACCAUGAUAGCACCAAAGUGUUAAAGGCAUAGUUUUCCGUUUUUACCCCAAUAUGUCCUUUGUCGACUUCAGAGCAAUCCACCAACGGUAUGUUAUAGUGCUCAUGUUAGAAUAUUGCUACUAUUGGUAUCCAAUUUAUUUGCAUUGGUUCAAAAAAACAUCCUAAAAUAGCUCUUACUUUAUUCCAAUUUAUAUCAGGAUUAUCACUCCAGAAGAAAUAAAGUUAUUGGAACAGAACUGUUUCAAACCAAGAUGUUAUACUUACAUUCCAUACCUUCUGUACUUCAAAGCAUUUUCUGUAGAGCCUGUAAGGAAGCAUAGCAUAGAAACGUAUGAUAAUCGUUGGAACCAUUUCUAUUCCAAAAUCUUUCAUUCCAAGUCAAAUAUGGGUCUCGUGGUAUAAAUUAGAUUGAAGUAUGUGUGAUCUAUUUUAAGAUUUUUUUUUAGAAGUACAAACCGGUGAAAGCCAAUUCAAUGCUAGCAUUAGCACAACAUAGCAAUAUUCUAAGAUAAAUUGCAUGUACAAAUGGUACAUUUACAUUAUCCAUGUCAAUGGAUCAAUCAAUCAAUCAAUCAAUCAAAUUGUAUUUUUAGCAGAUGUCACAAAGUGCUAUACAGAAACCCAGCCUAAAACCCCAAACAGCAUCCCAUAGGUUUAUAAAACCUGUACCCGUAGGCUGCCACAAAUGUUUUUAAAUAAAAUAAGAGAUACAUACAGCAGGACAACAUUUUCCCACCUUGCCGGCUCAGGGAUUCAAACAACCAACCUUUCGGUUACUGGCCUAACAAUCUUAACCACUAGGCUACCUGCCAUUUUUAAUUGAUUGAGAAAUUCAAGGAGCUGUGAUUGUUAAGUAAGAUAAUAGAUGCAAAGCAUUGAAUAUUUAUAUAUUCAUGCACUUCUAAAUUAAUUGUGUAACUUUGCCCCAGUAGCGUUUAACUGCAGGGCAUUCCCACAUCAUAUGGUUGAAUGUCCCUACCUGCUUUAGGGGACACAGUGAACAGUUGGGAGUUGGGGCCAAUCUCAUCGUGAAAUGCUUCCUUGGUGUUAAAUACAGUCUGUGAACAAAUUUUAAAUGUAUAAAUUGAUGAUUCAGAUUAUGGGAUGCCAAGGUCAUAUUUUUCCAUAUUCUGUUCCAGUUAAAGGAUUGUUUAGAUUCAAUUAGAUCUGUAGACCAUACUUUUUUAAUGGCUAGCUCAGAACAUGAGCUUUCCAAAAGUUGUAUAGAGAUCAGUCCUUUCGGGAGCCCAGGUAAUUUAUUUAUAAAUCCCAUCAUUGGAUGGUUUGGUAGUUGGGUUUCCCAAGGGACUCCAUAGCCAGCAUAGCUGACCUAAGUUGUAAAUAUAGAAAAAAAUAUUUGCCAUUUUGAUUCCCAAUUACAUCGUUUUUCAAUUUUGCGGCAAAUAUAAAUUGUGUGGACAAUAAUAGGACUAAAGCAUAGUUUACAUUUUUUAAAGGUUGUAUCAGUGAAGAACACCUCUUCCAAGGUAAUAGGAGACACCAUAUAUCUCUCUAUACUCAGCCAGGGAGCGGAAGAAUCAUGUCUAAACAAAUUUAGGAUGGGACUAAAUGCAAUUUAAGUUUGGUAGGGAUAGUCCUCCUACGUCUUUCCUUCUUUGCAAGUUUGUUAAUUUGAUCCGGGAUCGCUUACCUUGCCAUAUACAUGUUUUAACCGCACUAUGGAUUUGAUCCCAAUAACCAGAAGGGGGAGACAAGGGAAACAUUGAACUACAGAAAUGUUGCUGUGGCAAUAUAUUCAUUUUGACAAUAGAUAUUAGUCCGUCUACUGAGGAUUAAUUGAAUUGAUUUGAGCAUUCUGUUAAAGUUUCUGCCAAUGGUUUUAUUAAAGGAAGGAAAUAUAUUUUUUCUGAAAUAUUUAAAAUGGGAAAACAAUUGGGAUUCCAUAAGUAGAGAUGGAGUCCUCCAUCGGGGUCUUGAGAGGCAGUAGGGCAGAUUUGGUUAGAUGUAUUUUAAAACUUGAGAUAGAACUGAAUUUAUUGUCUUCAGAGCUUUUGGGAGGCAUUGAGAUACAUUGUCUAGAUAAAGUAAGAUAUUGUUGGCAUAUAAUGAGAUGACGUUAUCCGUAGAAUUGAGAGAUGUUGGUGUAAUUUCUUUCAAUUGUCGAAUUGCCUUGGCCAGGGGCUCCAUAGACAAUAAAAAUAGCAGAGGUGAGAUGGGAUCACCUUGCCUACGACUUUUAGUUAUUCUGAACGGAACAGAGCAUUUAUUGCCUGUUAUUACUAGGGCUGAGGGAUUGGCAUAUAGUAUUUUUAACAUAUGAAUGAAAUUGGAGCCAAGUCCCAUAUGUUCCAAAACCAACCAAAGAUAUGACCAUUCUAGUUUAUCAUAAUCUUUUUUUGCGUUGAGAGAUAGAACUGCCCAAGGAGCUUUCAUUUCUGAUGAAGCAUGUAAGAUAUGUAAUAGACGACGGAGGUUAUCUGAGGAUAAUAGUUUUUUAACAAACCUGUUUCGGUCCAGAUGUACCAAUUUGGAUAAGUACGUUUUGAGACGGGAUGAAAGAAUUUUAGAAAAUAGUUUAUUAUCUGUGUUUGUCAAAGAUAGAGGGUGAUAGUGAGAGCACUGGGUGGCGUCCUUACUUUUUUUUUUAAUAAAAAAUUUGUGCUGUAUUUACAUACCUUCCAAAUGAACCUUUGUGAACAGCUGUGUUAAUCAUUUAAAGUAACAGUGGACCUAAUUGGUUCCAAAAUGUUAAAUAGACUUCAGGAGGAAUACCGUCACAACCAGGUCAUUUGCCUGUAUUCAGGUUACCCAAUGCCAUUUUGAGUUCAUGGAGAGAGAUGUGGGCUUCCAGCAAGCCGGCUUCCUAAAUUGAGAGAAGAGGAGUUCUUAUAUAUAUUUUUUAAAUUACUCAAUCUGGCUUGGCGUUGAUUUACACUCAGAGGUGUACAAUUCUUUAUAGAAGCGGGAGAGUCUUUGGUUGAUUCAUUUUGGUUCUACAUUUACAUUUUACCUUUUAGUCAUUUAGCAGACGCUCUUCUCCAGAGUGACUUACAGUUAGUGCCUUCAUCUUAAGAUAGCUAGGUGGGACCACCACAUAUCACAGGCAUAGUAAGUACACUUUUCCUCAAUAAAGUAGCUAUCAGCAAAUUCAGAGCUAGAAGGGGGUGGGAUGGGGGAGUGAUGUGCAAGUGUUGGUUCAGGAUAAAACAUUUUUUUUGUUUUUUUUGUUCUCAUAGUAAUUCACCUGAUUCAGAUUCAAUACUUGCAAUAUCCGCUAAUUGGAAUUACUGGUUGAGUCUAACUCGAUGGAUGGCAAAUUCUGCUCUCUGUGUUACCAAUAGAUUUAGUUCUGUCUUGACUUUGAAAAGAGUAGUCGCUACCUGGUCUGAAAGAAGUGUUUGUUGAGAACACUCUAACGUCAUUAACAAUCUCUCCAAUUCAGAUAUCUUCUUUAAUUGUGAUUUAUUCAGCCCAGAUGUGAAUGCAGUUGCAUUGUUUUUAAUAAAACCUUUAAUGGUGUCCCAUAAAAUCGGAGGAUCAUUGACUGAAUUUUUGUUAAUCAUUAUGAAUUAAUUCAAUUCAGUUUCAAAUUGUUCACAGAAAGUAGGAAUUUGUAGUAAGGAAACAUUAAAGUGCCAUCUCUUUUAGAAGAUUCUGAAAUGUGUAUCAAGCAGUAAUAAGCAUGUUAAUCAGAUUAAAGAAAAAAUAGUAGAUAAUAGUACGAAAUCAAUUUGGGAGAAUGUUUUGUGCCUGUUUGAAUAGAAAGUGUACUAUUUUGCUUUAGGGUUAUGAGCUCGCCAGGCAUCAAUGAAGUUGUAAUCAGAGAGUAUAGGUUAGAUUUGUCCAGCAUGUCCAGAAUGGCAUUCAUGUCUGUCCCAAUAACCAGUUGUAAUUCAGUUAAUUCUAACAAUAUGCGGCUCAGAGAUUUAAAAAACGUAGGAUCAUGUGAAUUUGGAGCAAACACAUUAAUAAAGGCAAUUUUCUUCCAUUAUGGAUAUAUUUAAGGAAAGUGAUUCUGCCUUCUUAGUCUUUGCCUUGACCCAAGAUGGUAAUUUUGAGUUUCUUAUGUAUCAUUAUGAUUACACCAUUAGUUUUGUUUGGAGCUGAUGAAAAAGCAGCCAGGUUGUACCAAUGGUUCUCUAUUCUAUGCGUGUCCUUUUGGAGCAGGUAUUUUUCUUGGAACAUUGCUAUAUCAAUAUGGUUUCUUGCUCGGAUAUCAAGACAGCUGAAACAUUUAAUAGGUGAGUUUAGGCCUUUCACAUUCCAAGAGAGAAUAGCUAGUGUUGCCAUUGUUUUUCCCAAAAAACAUGUGGUAUCAAUGAUGUAUUUAUUAUCUUUAGUGUUAAUAAGUCCUUGGAUUUAAAACAAAAAGCAGGACCCACAGGGAAACCCACCCAUUGGUCGUUCCCCACCCAGAACCCCCCCCCCACCCCCACCCCACCAUUCCCUUCCCUAGCCCCCCCAAAUAACUUCUCUUGAGGUUACUUCUCUCCCUUUCAACAUAGACAAUAUUCAGUAGAUUAUGUUUCAGAUGAUUUCAGGUGAUAAGCCUACAUUACCUGUUCAAUAACCCAAAUGUUCUCCAUAUUAAACCCUGUAGCUCCACCUCUGAAGUUUUCAGCAAUUUCUGAAGCUGACAAGAAAAAGUACAUCAAACCAGGCUACCCCAUUGAACUGCAAUGUGAACUCUCAGAUCCAACCGCCGAGGUGUACUGGUACAAGGAUGGAACAAAGCUCCUAACCCAAAGUGGAGUAGACAUCCAAUCAGAUGGAACUAUGAGAACUCUAGUUAUCCAAUCAGCAGAGCUGUCUCACUCUGGAGUGUACCGUUGUGAGACAAUGGAGGAUGGCCUCCAAUUCACUGUGGAAGUAAAAGGUGAUGUUAAAACUAUCUAUAAUUUAAAAAUCAACCAAUCAUGUUCUGCAGUGGUAACUAACUGAUGGCUGGUGGUGUUUGGUGUUGCUUGGCAGAGUAUCUAACAGAAAAGAUGUCACUUGUCUGUUUCUCUUGUUUCUUGAGCUUAUACAGUAGAUACUAAGACCUGAGAUCUGCACAUAUAACUCACAAGUAAUAAUUAAUGUGAAAGUUAAGUGCACAGAUCUCUAGUCUGUAUACUCCCCUAACUGGCCAAAGCCAAACUUAAUCAUGUUACAGGUAGCCUUGAUGAUGGGGUACUUAUUCCAGCCACACAAUUAGUGGAUAGUCUUCUUUGAAGGCUAAGCAAUCACAUAAAAACACAACCAUUGCUUAGAAGAAAUUGUGCUCUCAUUUUGAAGACAAGUUCAAGCAAUAUGGUGCAGAAAUAAAUAAGUUAGUGAAGACCCGAUGGACAACAUUUGAGGAGAAUUUGUUUAUACCUAUUUGGCUAUUGAGAUUAGUGUACUGGUUCGUAUCUUACAAUUGGGUGUAAAGGGGAUAUUGCACAUGCCAAACCAUUCCAUAAGAGCCUUUGAUAUGCAUGUGAAUUAUGCCCUGGUGCCUACUUAAUACAUGUUGACUCAUCUUUUGUUUAACAAAUUACUUUUAUCCUCCUUCAUUCUUAUGAAGACACCUCUUUGUCAUUUGUUGCCUCACUUGCCUGUCUCUUGUCCUUCAUGUUAUUCUGUCUGUAAACCUUUAGCGGCUUUGAGAUUGCACAAUCCUUGACUCUUGCACUCUCUGCUCUUCUGUUCUUGUUUGUUCCUGCUUUGUGUCUUGUCUUUGUUAACUGUGUCUGGCAUCUCUUUUUCAUGAUUUUCUGUCAUUUGAGCCAUCUUAAUCAGUUUGGUGUGUUUGCAGUUUCUUCCCCCAUAAGAUAGCCCUUUCAUAAUGAAAUAUUGCAUAUCUUAAAAAUCUUUGAAUAAUGAAUUUUUUUUAACGACAAUUAAACAUUGUGAAAGAGAAAUUUAUUUAUGAUCCCCUUUAUGAUCAUUGACACCUAUAGCUCCACCUGUGAGGUUCUCAGCACUUCCAGAAGCUGAAAGGAACAAGUUCAUUGAAGAUGGCUUCCCCAUUAUACUGCAAUGUGAGCUCUCAGAUCCAACUGCCCAGGUGUACUGGUACAAGGAUGGAACAAAGCUCCUAUCUCAAAGUGGAAUAGAAAUCCAGUCCGAUGGCAUCAAAAGGACACUACUCAUCCAAUCAGCUGAAAUAUCACAUGGUGGAACAUAUGAGUGCUCAACAGCAGACGAUACCAUCACAUUUAAAGUGGAGAUCAAAGGUGAUUUGCAGCUAUGUUAUAGCUACACAACAGAUAGUAGGAGCUCAUGCUUAUUUCCUCACUGGUUUAGCCACUGUUCAUUUAUUGUAAUAUUUUCCUUAACUCUUACAGUUCCUAAUGUGUGAUUAUAUUUGAUGGUCUGGGAGGACAUGAACUACUACUUUCCUUCCACAACUAUUAAAACUUUAGCACCGCUAGAUCAAUAUGUGUUUUUUAAUCAAUGAAGUAGCCUAACGUCACGUGCACACAGGUUGCAUCAUUACCUUGCCGUACAGUACAUUUUACGUAGUCUUCACAAUCCAUGCACAGCAUCAUAACAAAAAGAAUCACGCUACACAUUAGCAACUUCUUCGGUGGUUUAUCUACUUCCGUGUCUGAAACCGCAUGGCAAAGCAGGUUGGUAAAAUCCAACGCAUGCGACAAACUACACGCAGAGCUAUGCACCGCAACCUAGUCCGGCAUAUGAGUCGGAGCGGUUGCGGAUUGUCUCCCAUUGAAAUAAAUGGACUUCCGCCAGAAUGCAUAGUUUGAUGCAACCGGUGUGCACAAGACUUAAUACAAUUUUCUUGCAACACAACUUCAUAGCCCUACCAUUUUCUCCCCACACACAUUCAUACCCUUUAGAUCCAUCACAGAAGAUCAUGCCACUUUCACCAAUGGAGAGGAACAAGUCUGUAGAAAUUGGCACUCCCAUUGUACUGCAAUGUGAGCUCUCAGAUCCUCUAGCCCAGGUCUGCUGGUCUAAAGAUGAAAUGAAACUAUUUCCCAAAACUGGCCUCGAUAUCCAAAGCGAAGCCAAUGUGAAGAGACUAGUAAUUCACUCUGCUGAGCUCUCUGACUCUGGGCUCUACUGCUGUAGUCUUGCGGACGAUGCCAUGACAUUCAAGGUGGAUGUUCAAGGUGAUUUUCCUCUCUAUGCCUCCUUUAUUAACAGUAUUUUAGGGGUGUAGCACAUGUUCUAUAUGACUUACAAAGAACCAAUAGUAAUAUCCAUUUCAUUCCGUUUUUUAAAACCAUUCAACCCUUUUGUAUUGUAACUAAUAGUUGUGAUACAAUAUAUAUCUUUGUAGUAAUGGGUGUAUCCCUGAAAAACUGGGAUCUACAGUAGGUUUUAAAGGUACCCAUAGCUGUUUUAAUAUUCCAACAUAGAACAAGAAUCAGCACUUUGAAACAGGUGCAUUUCGUGUUUCGUUAAAAAUUAUUUCUAAAUGCUUUGAAAACUCCAUAGCUCUUCCCGUGAGGUUUUCAGCACUUCCAGAAGUUGCGAGGAACAAGUUCAUUGAAGCAGGAUGCCCCAUUGUUCUACAAUGUGAGCUCUCAGAUCCAACUGCCCAGGUGUACUGGUACAAGGAUGGAACAAAGCUCCUCCCAGAGAAUGGAGUCGACAUCCAAUCAGAGGGCGCUUUGAGGGCUGUGAUCCUCCAAUCAGCGGCGCUCAGUCACUCUGGGGUGUACAGCUGUGAGGCUGUAGAUGACUGCAUAGCAUUCAAGGUGGAUGUUGCAGGUGAUCUAAGAAUUUUGAGUUUGGUCAAAAUCACUAACUAAUAUGUCGAUUAAUGCUUCGUAAUGCGUGCAAGCUGUCGGUUUGUAUUGAACAUCAGUCAUUAGUAGGCCUAAGCCUCCUUUGGAAGAGUUAGUUAUGUGAUAUACACAGCAGAAAAGUGGAUGCUUGAUAGUAUUUAUAGUAGCAGAUUUGAUUAAGAGAAAUGCUGAUUUUGAUUGCAUGGAAUUAAAUUAAUUAAUUUACUUCAAAGGAUCUGUAAGAUUUACCACUAAAUACUCUCGGAAAAGCAACACCUUUUCAGGUACAAAUUGGACAGCUAUGCUCAAAGUAGUGCAACUAAUAGCUUCAGCAUUCAAGUGUCUAACCUCCUGUGAUGAGUGAAGUACCCCUAUCUCCUUCAAAUAAUCUCAUGAUAUUUACAAAAUAGAUAUUUGUUAAAGCAAUAACCUAAACUCUGGUGACUCUAGACACAACAAUUAUUUAAUUGUGCCCUCUUUUUAGUUUCUAGACAACCCUUAACAAGUAGCCAGGUCCGUAGCCACAUAAUAUCAUACAUCUUCAGAUGUACUUCAUCAAAUUGCUUUUGUAUGUACAUGUUAAUGUUAGCAUGAUACCUCCAUUGAAUAUAUUUCUUUAAAUGAAUUAAAGCACCUAUAGCUCCACCAGUGAGGUUCUCAGCUGCCCCAGAGGUUGAGAGGAACACGUCCAUUGAAGCAGGCUGUCCUAUUGUACUGCAAUGUGAGCUCUCAGACCCCAGUGCAAAGAUCUGCUGGUACAAGGAUGGAAUAAAGCUCCUCCCACAAUAUGGAAUACACAUCCAAUCAGAGGGCACCAUGAGGACCCUGAUUAUCCAAUCAGCCACAUUUUCAAGCUCUGGGGUGUACAGUUGUAAAACAGCAGAUGAUAUCAGCGAAUUCUAUGUGGAUGUGAAAGGUGACAUGUAAAGUUUUUCCGUUAAUGUCAAGUUCGACAUGUGACUAAUAACUUCAUGUUGCAGAUUGAAAUUUCCUUUUCAGACCACGCAAUCUUUGGACAUUGGACAUGUUCAUUGAGUUUUGCUUUUAAGAGCUACUUAUGCAUUUCCCCUUAAAAACACAUAACGUAGUAGCCAUUUGUGUUCUUAAACUGAGCUAUGGUCAUCAAAAUAGUUUUUUUUCCUUUUGUCAUCUCUUGUUGCCAUUCAUGAGAUAUUUUGAUACUUUUCAUUAAAGGCUAAACACCUGAAGAGGUCAUCGGAGGAGAAAAAAAGCAUGUACUCUGACCUGUCAUUGUCCCCAUGACCUAAUUGCACUACAUCCUUGCACAGCUUGUAUUAACAGUUUAUCUUUGCUUCAACAGUGGAUGCAGACUUCUCUAGAACUAUCCAGGCAAUCCUCAUCAAUGCUUGAAGUCAAUGCAUCAUCAUCAGUGCUUGACGUCAAUGCAUGUUUAACCUGCACAAAGCAGGCCUUACAUAUAAUAAGACUUUUCUUGUUAUUUCACUCCACUGAACCAUUUUUAUUUUUUUCUGCAGCACCUCCGGUGACAUUUGUUGAUAUCCCUGAGGAAGACCUCUUCAAAAGUGUUGUGGAACAAGAUCGUCUUAUUAUGUCCUGUGAGGUGUCCAGGGUUGACGCUAUUGUCCAGUGGUACAAAGAUGGGGUUGAAACGCAGUCUAGUGACAACGUUGCCAUACAAGCAGAUUGCACUGUUAGGAUGCUGACCAUCCAGUCAGCUCAGCUGUCAGACUCUGGGACAUACACAUGUCGUGCCGGAGACAGCGCUUUAAUGUUCAAGGUUAACAUACGAGGUAAUGACUUAGCAAGGACUUUGAAUGAAGUACAAAAUCAAAUCAAGCCUACUGAACAUCAUUUUUGUGAAUGAUUCAUAAUCUAGUGGCAUACCGCAUUCAUAAGCUAUGUGAUGAACCGUAAAACAAGCAUUUGGCAAUUGUGAAUUGCACUUUGAAGACUAUGCUAUGAGAUGUGAUGUUUGCUGUGAUGUUCUCACUCACAUAACUCUGUGUCAUCUACAGAGCCACCAGUGAUGAUUGUAUACCCUAAAGAAGAUGUCCACCUUGAUCGGCAUGUGCCAGAGGAGAUCAUUCUUAGCUGUGAACUCUCACGUCUAAAUGGUGUCGUAAACUGGUUCAAGGAUGGGCAAAAGUUGCAAGAAAGUGAAAAUAUUAAGCUUAAGAUUGAGGGCCCUUACAGGCGACUGAAGAUUCUCUGUAGUGGAAUCGAAGACUCUGGCGAAUAUGUCUGUGACACGGCUGAUGAUUCAAUAUUCUUUCAUCUCAGCAUAACAGGUAAGGGGAGCAAUCAAGAGCACAACAUCUUGUUUUCAUGAAGGUUCACAAUGCUUGCUGUAAUAACUGGCUUUCUCUGUCACAUGAGAUCACUACUUACUCAAACAAUAAGUGUUUUGGUCAUACUGCAUGUCUUGAUGUAUUGUCGGUGCUGUCUUUUUCUAGAGCCUCCAGUACAAAUUGUAUCUCCAAGCCAGUCGCAAAUGGAGCUCUGCCAGCAAACAUCUGAGAGGAUGGUGUUGAGCUGUGAGAUCUCAAGGCCCAAUGCUGUGGUGCGCUGGUAUAGGGAUGGGCUUGAGGUGGAGGAAAAUGACAACCUAAUCUUAGAGGUGGAUGGGGUCUACAGGAGACUCAUUAUACCUGAGACCACAGUCAAAGAUUCAGCCGAAUAUGUGUGCGAUACGGCUGAUGACAACAUGACGUUCUUUGUCAACAUCGCAGGUACAGAUGUCUACUAUCAUAAACUUUUUUCAAUGGCACUUGAUAUCCAAAGUAGAAACAAACAGAUUAUUUACAGUACCAGUCAAAAGUUUGGACACACCUUUUCAUUCCAGGGUUUUUCUUUAUUUGUAACAUUUUCUACAUUGUAAAAUAAUAGUGAAGACAUCAACAUUAUGAAAUAACACAAAUGGAAUCAUGUAGUAACCAAAAAAGUGUUAAACAAAUCAAAAUAUAUUUUAUAUUUGAGAUUCUUCAAAUAGUUCCCACAUAUUCUGAGCUAUUGUUGGCUGCUUUUCCUUCACUCUGCGGUCCGGCUCAUCCCAAACCAUCUCAAUUGGGUUGAGGUAGGACGAUUGUGGAGACCAGGUCAUCUGAUGCAGCACUCCAUCACUCUCCUUCUUGGUAAAAUAGCCCUUACACAGCCUGGCCGUGUGUUGGGUCAUUGUCCUGUUGAAAAACAAAUGAUAGUCCCGCUAAGCCCAAACAAGAUGGGAUGGCAUAUCGCUGCAGAAUGCUGUGGUAGCCAUGAUGGUUAAGUGUGCCUUGAAUUCUAAAUAAAUCACAGACAGUGUCACCAGCAAAGCACCCCCACACCAUAACACCUCCUCCUCCAUGCUUUAUGGUGGGAACUACACAUCCGGAGAUCAUCCGUUCAUCCACACUGCAUCUCACAAAGACACGGCGGUUGGAACCAAAAAUCUCCAAUUUGGACUCCAGACCAAAGGACAAAUUUCCACCCGUCUAAUGUCCAUUGCUCAUGUUUCUUGGGCCAAGCAAGUCUCUUCUUCUUAUUGGUGUCCUUUAGUAAUGGUUUGUUUGCAGCAAUUCGACCAUAAAGGCCUGAUUCACACAGUCUGCUCUGAACAGUUGAUGUUGAGAUGUGUCUGUUAAUUGAACUCUGUGAAGCAUUUAUUUGUGCUGCAAUUUCUGAGGCUGGUAACUCUGAUGAUCCUCUGCAGCAGAGAUAACUCUGGGUCUUCCAUUCCUGUGGCGGUCCUCAUGAGAGUCAGUUUCAUCAUAGCGCUUGAUGGGUUUUGCGACUGCACUUGAAGAAACUUUCAAAGUUCUUGAAAUGUUCUGUAUUGACUGACCUUCAUGUCUUAAAGUAAUGAUGGACUGUCGUUUCUCUUUGCUUAUUUGAGCUGUUCUUGCCAUAAUAUGGACUCGGUCUUUUACCAAAUAGGGCUAUCUUCUGUAUACCCCGCUACCUUGUCACAACACAGCUGAUUAGCUCAAACGCAUUAAGAAGGAAAGAAAUUCCACAAAUUAACUUUUAAGAAGGCACACCUGUUAAUUGAAAUGCAUUCCAGGUGACUACCUCAUGAAGCUGGUUAAGAGAAUGCCAAGAGUGUGCAAAGCUGUCAUCAAGGCAAAGGGUGGCUAUUUGAAGAAUCUCAAAUAUAAAAUAUAUUUUGAUUUGUUUAACACUUUUUUGGUUACUACAUGAUUCUAUAUGUGUUAUUUCAUAGUUUUAAUGUCUUCACUAUUAUUCUACAACAUACAAAAUAGUACAAAUAAAAUGAAAACCUUGAAUGAGUAGGUGUGUCAAAACUUUUGACUGGUACUGUAUGAGUGUUGAAUGAUUAUUGGUGCCUUAGUGAUCUGUUGCUGGUGCACAGUGCAUAAUAUGUCACAAGAAGAAACCACUUUACUGAUGAAGAGAUGCUUCAUUUUUAAGUGAUUAUUUUUAUGCACAGAUCCCCCUGUCCGUUUUGUACGCCCAAGAAAGAUGGCAAUUGGGGUUGAGAGGUUUGUUGGAGAUUCUUUGGUUCUUGACUGUGAGGUGUCCAGAUCAAAUGCCGCGGUAAGCUGGAAGAAGAAUGGGGAGGAAAUGGAAGAGAGCAGCAAUGUCACCGUUAUUGAGGAUGGCGUCAUGCGGCAAUUAACCUUCCACUCCAUGACAUUGGAGGACGCUGGGAAAUAUGUCUGUGAUGCCAAGGAUGAUGUGAUGGACUUCCAGGUCAAGAUCAAAGGUAGAUAUAUAAAUUGAAUUUCAUAUUCAUGUUAGUCCAUACAGCUGCCUGUUACUGUACCUUUCACUUGCUUUGUCACUGUUCAUGUUACUCCUAUACAGCUGCCCAUUAGAGUACCUUGCUCUUUAUGUUUCUCCAUACAGAUGCACAUUAAAGUACCUUGCACUUGCUUUCUCGCUGUUUUCAUUCUCAGAGACACCUGUAAAGAUCCUGGGAAAAAACGAUGUGAAUACUCAAAAGGAGUUCUUCGCAUCAGAUGACAUUGUCUUAGGGUGUGAGCUUUCGAGAGCCAACUGCAUGGUCGUCUGGUACAAAGACAAUAAGAAAAUCGAUGACAAUGAGCGCUACUGCAGUGAGGAGCAGGGUGUUUUCCGUUCACUAGUGGUUCUAAAUGCUGAGAUCGACGACUCUGGAGAGUACACCUGUGAUGCCGGGGAUGAUAAGAUGGUGUUCUGUAUCACUGUGAAAGGUACACGUUCUUGUUUAGUAGGUUCAUGCUAUCUUGUUUAUGUAACGUCACAUUAUAAAUAA